UCGUGAAUUGAAAGAAUCCACUUUUGCUGCUUUUUUGGGCGUUGCCAAUUAAAACUUAGAUUUAAAAGAAUGCAGUUUGUUGAUUUUUGUGUCACCACGGCUUUAGCACGAUGGCACCAAGUAUUUUUCUUCAAGAAUUCAAGCGGUGCUUUAUUGACGGACCCUAAAAGAAGCCAUCGCGCCCGGGCGCCGCUCACAAUCAAAAUUGGAUAAAACAGAGAAGAAAAGUGUGGACAGUGAAGGAGAUGCUUGAGAAAAUCGCUGAACUUGAUCACAAUCGGAGUCAGCUGAAACUUUUAAACUCUGAGAUGAGCCACCUACUCGAUGCAGCAGAUGAUGAGAUGACCUUGCUACGAUCCGAAAAUGAAGGGUUUAGAAGACAAGUGAAAGCGUUGGAGCAGAUUGUCGUAGAUGGUCAGCACGUGGAAGCACAGCCUUGCAGCUCAUCACUGCGGGAUGACCUCGACGUAAAACAGUCCACUGAAAUUACGCUGCAAGUACUGGAGGAGGAAUGCAAUGCGAUGAAGGAACGAAAUAAGAAACUGAUUGCAGAGGUUCAGAUGCUCCAGCAGCAAAGAGAACAGGACAAGAUGAGCUUGAGCGAGUUCAGCGCUGCCCUUAAAAACAUUGAGUUUAGAACAGAAGAAGCUCAGCUAGAACUUCAGCAAAGGGAUGAGGUCAUUCAACAGAGUAAGUUGCAAUUAAAGCAAGCGGAGGAAACAGUAGAGGAGUAUACCAACGUCAUCAAGGAGCUCAGACGGGCAAACCAGGAGCUGCGGAGUCACUUAGAGGACAGAGAGGAUGAGGCCUCGCUAGUCACUCUCAGUAUUUUGAUGGAGGAAAAGAAGGCGUCGCACAUUCCUGGCAUGUCUUUCGCAGAGGAACUCAAGCUCCUAGGCACCCCAAAUGAAAUUAAAAGCACGAUGGCACCCUCCAUGGAUUCCAGUCAAGAGGAAACUGAUGCCACAGAACCAACCAGUGCUCCCGUCCUGUCCCAACAAACAAACAGGUGCACACAAGCCAAGGAACCAUCCACCCAAAAGGUAGUUGUGCUCUGCAUGGCCAUCAUCAUCAUUUUGGUCAUCUUGGCUGCAGGAAAUCAUGCAAGAUAUUUCGACUUUCGUCCAGUCCACAACCUUUGGAGGAGCGUGCACCUGAUUUUACAGCCCUACCUUAGUGUGCACUAUGGAGCCUUACCUCCUGUGUGAUCCAAGCAAUUCUUAUUGUUGUGUACCUUGGAUCGUGUUUUUUGUUUGUUUUUUUUUACACGGGUGGGUUGGUGGAGUGGGGGGAUCCUGGUAUCAUGCAGAUUUAUUCCUUAAAUUGAACACCUGUUGUACAACACCAGGAUGUAAUGCAGAUUUCUUUCCAUAGGAAACAUUUAUUUGCAAUAUGGUUGCAUUUGUUUGUUAUUGUGGUAGUGCAUUGGUGAGAUAUUUCUGCUGCUUUGAAUUCAUAAAAAGAAAAAAAAAUAGUCUGCACACAAACUUGGCCUCAUAUAUUAAUUUGCAUGGUACUAUACAGAAAAGAUGCACUUACCUGUAUCUAUUUUUCAGAUUGGUCAUUCAGUUAGU
Messenger RNA from Hippocampus comes (tiger tail seahorse), 1574 nucleotides. Its product is annotated as 227 kDa spindle- and centromere-associated protein-like. Lineage: Eukaryota; Metazoa; Chordata; Actinopteri; Syngnathiformes; Syngnathidae. The coding region runs from base 246 to 1208 and encodes 320 amino acids. The record is from RefSeq and is a predicted model, not a curated record. The transcript has 11 exons.